AUGGUACGGAGUUUAAUAGCAUGCAUGUCUUACUUAAAAAAUGGCGGAUGACGAUGUGAAUGGAGAUUCUGACGAUGUACAGCAGGAAAAGUCUCAGAAAAAAGCAGCCAAGUAUGAUAGCGGCGCGGCGGAUUUGGAGAAGGUGACCGAUUAUGCCGAGGAAAAGGAGAUUUCAUCCUCCGAUGGAUUUUCUUGUGCUCUCAGUAUAAUCGGUGAUCGUCGAAAUAAGGAAGCCGCAGAAAAGAAGGCCAAAGAGAAGGAACUGCUCAAAGUAUCUAUAAAAAAGGAAGAUGUUGAUUUAAUUAUGAAAGAGAUGGAGAUUAGUCGAGUUUUAGCCGAACAGACACUCAGGGAACACAGAGGAGAUAUUGUAGACGCAUUAGUAACAUUAACUAAUUGAUAUUGUAUAGAAUGUAGAAUAUUCCGACAUACAAAACUCUAAAUUCUAUUGUAAAUUAUACAAUCAGAUUUUGAUUAGAAA
Molecule: messenger RNA, 481 nt
Organism: Formica exsecta
Lineage: Eukaryota; Metazoa; Arthropoda; Insecta; Hymenoptera; Formicidae
Product: huntingtin-interacting protein K
Exons: 3
Coding region: 41-400 (119 amino acids)
Biological process (GO): protein stabilization; negative regulation of apoptotic process
Source: RefSeq, a predicted model, not a curated record